Exophiala bonariae is the source of this 906-nucleotide messenger RNA. RefSeq lists its product as uncharacterized. The transcript has a single exon. The record is from RefSeq and is a predicted model, not a curated record. Bases 1 to 906 code for a protein of 301 amino acids. Lineage: Eukaryota; Fungi; Ascomycota; Eurotiomycetes; Chaetothyriales; Herpotrichiellaceae.
AUGGCGACGACACGGCUCCUGGGCACGAGCGACAUCCCAGCAGAACACUGGCGAGCGGCGCAAUUGAUCGACCGGACACCAUUCAUAGCGUCGACGUUCGAGCCACGCGCCCAAGCAUCGUACUGCAUGUACGUGCCGAAGCAGCACUACGAGCUCCCCAGCAUAACGAGCCGCAAACUCCCACUGAUCGUGACGAUCCACGGCAGCGGACGACGGGCGGAGCGUGCACGAGAGUCACUGGUCUCGCUCGCCGACCGCACGGGGUCUGCGAUCCUGGCGCCCUUGUUCCCGACCGGCGUGGGCGGCGAUCCGAACGAGGCCCACAACUACAAGUUCCUCGCGUACCGCGGCAUCCGGUAUGAUUUGAUUCUGCUGGCCAUGCUGGAUGAGGUGGCGGCGCGGUGGCCGGGGGUGGCAACGGAGAAGGUCUUUCUCGUGGGGUUUUCUGGUGGCGGACAGUUUGCCUUGCGUUUCUUCUACUUGCAUCCCCAGCGCAUCAGCGCCGUCAGUGUGGGUGCGCCAGGCGUGGUAACUCGGUUGGAUCCUGUGGUGGAGUGGCCGAGGGGAAUACAAGGAGUCGGAGACGUUUUUGGGGGAUUGGAGGUGAAUGUCGAUAAGUUGAAGGAGGUGCAGCAUGUGCAGUUGAUUGUGGGAGGGGAUGAUGUUGAGAAUGUUGGUGGAGGGCUUUUGCAGUGGCUAAGGAUGAGGAAUGCUAUGUCGGAUCCACUUUCUCAGGCCGUGGGUUCCUUUCAAUUGCCGAAUCGCAAAGAGGCGUUGGAAAGCCUUUAUCAUGAAUUCCUGGGGGCAGGAAUACCUUCUUCGUUUGUGGUGGUCGAUGGGGUUGCACAUGAGAACAUGAAGGUGCUGCCGAGUAUUAUAGAAUUCUUAGAGCCGUUCUUGACAUGA